AAAUAGACUAGGAAAAUAUGGGACUCUUGAGGGCAGUAGGAUUUUUCCAUGGAAGCAUGUUCUUAUUUAGUGUCAUGGUAGGGUCAGGAAUCUUUUUGUCUCCUAAAGGGGUUUUAAAAUAUUCCUCACUGAAUAUCCCUGUUUCCUUGGGUAUUUGGGGAAUUGCUGCCCUUCUAAAAAUGAUGAAUGCUGUCUGUCUUGCAGAGCUGGCAACCACUUUUCCUGUGAGUGCAGCACCUUACUAUUUCCUGAAAAGAUCUCUUGGAUCUUCUUUUGCUUUCCUCAAUCUUUGGAUAAACAUAUUUGGAUAUUCCUUGGGAAUAAGUGCUCAAAGCUUGCUGAUAGCAGGUUGUCUACUCCAACCUUUCUAUCUUGGGUGCCAAGCUCCAGAGCUACCAAAGAAAUGUCUGGCUUUGGCUGUCUUGUGGUCACUUGGAUUUCUCAAUGCCCGAGGAGUGAUUACAGUGUCUUGGUUUAACACUAUCAGCAGUCUCAUGAAGAUGGUUGUUCUUUGUUUCAUUUGUAUCACUGGGGUUGUACUGUUAGUGAUUGGGAAAAGAGAAAAUAUAUCCAGGUUUGAGAAUGCUUUGGAUGCUGAAUUACCUGAUGCCUCACAAAUUGCAGAAGCUAUUCUCCAAGCAUCUUUUGCAUAUUCGGGAUCAUCUCUCCUGCUCGUCUUAGCAGGAGAAGUAAAAAAUCCUGCUAAGACAAUUCCAAAAUCUUUUAUUUUUGGUAUGUCUACCGUGGCUGUGUUAUACAUAUUGACUAAUGCAUCCUACCUGGCAGUUUUGUCACCUCAAGAAAUCAUCUCUUCAGAUUCUGUUGCUGGCACAUGGAUGAACAAAGUCUUUCCUUCCAUGCAAUGGGUCAUUACUUUACUGAUCUCAGUUUCAUUGAUAAACAAUACUGCUUGUGGAAUACUUUCAGCAUCAAGGAUUUUCUACACUGCCAGCCAAGAAGGACAGCUGCCUUUCAUCUUCUCUAUGCUUAACAAUCACCACUGUCCAGUUGCAGCUAUCUCCAAGAUAAUAAUUUUUUCUUCUAUUGCAGUAAUUCCUUCAAGCUUAGUGAAUUUAAUAAAAUAUUUGAUGUUGUCAUCCUUUGUUUUAACUGAGCUAUAUAUGAUAGCUUUACUUAAACUGAGGUAUCAGGAGCCCCAUCUACAUAGGCCUUACAAGGUGUGGUCACCAUUGAUAUUUGGGUCGAUGUCAACUUCUUUGUUUUUAAUUGUCUUACCAAUGAUCAAGACUCCCACAAUGGAGCUUAUUUACCAGGCCAUAUUUUUUUUAAGUGGAUUUCUGUGUUACUGGCUUCAUACUUAUCUUAAUCAACGUUAUGGGUUUUUUGAUAAAAUCACUUGUUAUUUGCAAUUGCUAUUUAAUGUUUCCCCAACUGAAAAGAGUGAUAGCAUUUUUAUGCAGUAG
Messenger RNA from Phodopus roborovskii (desert hamster), 1424 nucleotides. RefSeq names its product solute carrier family 7 member 13. Lineage: Eukaryota; Metazoa; Chordata; Mammalia; Rodentia; Cricetidae. The record is from RefSeq and is a predicted model, not a curated record. Gene Ontology annotation, molecular function: L-amino acid transmembrane transporter activity. Bases 18 to 1424 code for a protein of 468 amino acids. Gene Ontology annotation, cellular component: membrane. Gene Ontology annotation, biological process: amino acid transmembrane transport. The transcript is spliced from 4 exons.